Messenger RNA from Anopheles maculipalpis, 598 nucleotides. RefSeq lists its product as uncharacterized. The coding region runs from base 79 to 588 and encodes 169 amino acids. The transcript has 2 exons. Lineage: Eukaryota; Metazoa; Arthropoda; Insecta; Diptera; Culicidae. The record is from RefSeq and is a predicted model, not a curated record.
UGUCCUUUGUCCAGCAACGAAAGAAUCUAGCGAACGAGAAAAGAUCAUCCGGUAUUCGAUAAAUGGAGAACCCAGCGGAUGAAGGCAGCGGAAGAAACCGUAGCAGCAAACCAUACUGAUACAAAGAAUCACACAAUGGUGCACAGUGGUGCGUUAGUUUCGCACUAUCUGCUGCGACCAUUAUCUUCUGCCGCUGUUGUCGUCGACGCCGUCGCUGCUGCACCCGUUGCAACCGUACUGGAACAUAGCAGCAGCAGCUCGUCGGUACCGUUGUUACCACGGUUACCAUCCUUCAAAUCGUGCGUGAAUCUACCGUCAAUCGUACCGAAGCCUUCUCAGCCAACAUCAGCGCUGGUUACUGCGUCCCCGUCGUCGUCGUCGGUUCCGUGUUUGUCGUCCCAACGCAAGUCCACGUCAAUUUUAAUUGUCUCCAAAGGAUCGGAGCUGCCAGAGUGCAGGAGAUAUAGUGCGGAACAAGCCAUUCGCAAGAAGAAGGAGGGUAGUAGACUCGUUUACGAAGCUCACAGUCCCUAUCGAUCAGUACACGGAAGGUUUCACCGCCAACAAAGAUCGAUCGUAGGCCGGUAAAGUAUCUUGA